GCAUGCACUCGCGACGGGUCGUCAGGUGUACACAGAGGGCUUAAGGCUUUCUUGAAGAAGAAUCAUCAAUCUAUCAUGCAGAUGACGCUGCAGGUGAGUAAACUGAGAUGAAGAUAGGAAUUAGGUACGUAAAAUUAAGUAAUUUUCUUUCCCCUGAGAAGUGAUGCUAAUAACAGUAAUAUUUGCUGAUAAAGAAGGAUAAAAAUACUCGCCAAUUUCUUCAAGAAGCAUCAUGCAUCUUCUCCUUCUAAUUACGAAGAGGACAGAAAAGGUCGAGUUGAGCGAGAUUUAUCCGGAUUUGAAUGCGGAGGAAAUCGGAAUCGUCGUCGCAGCUAACACAGGUUUACCUGGUGGGGGAACGUGCAAGAUCCCGGAACCAAAAGAAGGGGAUGAUACUAAAGCUAUGGCUUUCACUUGUCAAUAUGCUGCCCCUGUUUUUUGUGAUAGUAACUGAUGGAGGCUUGCGAUGCUGGUCUCAGGUCUCCUGUUACCUCUCGGUGUCAACUAUCUCAUUUCUAGCACUGUUCUCUCCGCUUCAAAGCAUAUUUUCCGAUUUAGCAAGAACAACAACUUCAACGAGCUCCUCGAGAUGAUAUUAUCGAAUCUACAUCACCCGACUCUUCUAUUACUCCUCGGGAACAAGUAGACAAUCCUGGACCACAUCCACAGAUGUUUCCUUUUAUAUUAAUCGUCUAAUGUCUAUGCCGGCGAUUUUCCGUUACAACUGGACCAAAUCAAAUCGACCCACAGGUCGCAGGAAGAGUCGGUCGGUUCGAAUUGGUACGUCCAUCAGACAGCCGCCAAAUGGGUUUAUGAGUCGUAUUUCAAGAGUAUGCUGAAUGAAAACAAUUAUCAGCAUGAUGAUUUUGAUUUUUCCUCGUCGUGCUCGCUUCACGAAGUAUCAUGAUGAUAUAUAUACCGCCCACGUGCCCCCGGCGUGUACACACGCCGGGGCAGGGCGGAAGGGUCUUGCAAAUGCUACGAGUUACAUAAAACCCACACGGCCUACGGGCAUGCUACGAAUUACGUAUAGAGUGGCGGGCUAUGGAAUAAGCAAAGCAGCUACUUGCUACAAGCUACUACGUGCUACGUAAGCCCUCACCCUGGCAGCACCCGAAACGCCCAAAAAGGAACUACUUCGAACGAAUGAAGUAAACGGGUAACCAGAUACAUUCGCCGAGAGUCAAAUCCUUAGGCAGAUCGCUCCGGGCCUGCUGUUUUCGGUUCUCAGCGUAGUGGCCGGGCGAAGCGCUCCGGUUGACCCCGCUCACCGUGAGAGCCGCACGCGCUCCCUGGCCCGGGUUUUGGGCGUGGGUCCCCCACUCUAGCAGCGUGCUGCGCCUCCGGCUGGCAUGGCAGUGUCGCGGGGGGGGGCCUCGGGCUUGUUGCUUCCGGUUCUCAGCAUAGUCGGCGAAGCACUACGCCUGACGCCGCUCACCGUGAGAACGUCGACAGUGGACCUUUUCCGUGGAGAGAGCUAGGGGGUGGCUUCGUUCUACUCUCAGCCCGUUUGCGGGGUUUUACUUUUUGCGCCGUUUUUGGUUUUCCAUCCAAUUCGCGCAGCUUUAUGCUGUCGCGUUGCUGCCUACUUUUCAGCUGCUUCGCGUGUGCUAUCUCAUCUGUGAGCCUUUUACCCUCUCAGGCUUGCGAUAAGUCGCGUUCUAGCGCUUAGCUUCCUUGUCUGCUUCUGGCUUUCUCGAGAGGUGUGGGCGUGCGUCAUCUCAGGGCUUUGAUCUAAGUGAACAAGAACAACCCCGCGCGAGUGCUGCGCGGCUUUCACGUGCUUGAGCGAUGCAGCCUGUGAGCCGCUUGAGCUUUCUGAUCAGGAAGCAAGCCCAAGCCGAUGGGCUUGCCCGUUGCUUAUGGCUUACUCGAGAGGCCUCACCUUUUGCGCCCAUUCUUUUCUUAUCCAAAAAGCGCAGCGCGAUGAAGUUGCUGCGUACUUGUGAGCUGCUUAAGAGGUCCCACCCUUUGGCGCAGUUCAGGACCCUCAUCCAAAAGGCGCAACGCUGUGAAGCUGCUGGCCCUUUUGUUUGACUUGCUGGAAUGGAAGGCGAAGGUCUCACCCUCUGACCCAGCGCAGGCACCCUGUCCAAACGGCGCAGCUUUAUGAAGUUGCUGCCUACUUUUGAGCGACCUGCUUGAAAGGUCCCAGCUUUUGACAUUGACUCUGCUCAAACCUCUCACCCAAAAAGCGCAGCGGCAUGAUUUUGCUCUCUACUUUUGACCUGCUUGAAAGGUCCCAGCCUUUCAGUCAGCUCAGAGAUCUCUCACAAAGAAAGGGCGCAACUCUAUGAAAUUGCUGCCCACUUUUGACCUGCUUGAAGGGUCUCACUCUUUGGCCCAGAUCUGGCCCGCUUGCUUUUGCAAAGCGCGCAGCUUUAUGGAAUUGCCGCCCACUUUUGACCUGCUUGAAAGGUCCCACCUUUUGACCAAGCUCAGCCAGGCAUCUUAUCCAAACAGCACAAUUCUGUGGAGGGGCUGCUGUCUGCUUUUGGCUUGGCUUGUUUGAGAGGUCCCGCCUACCUUUUGACUUUGCAUGCUCAAGCCCCCUGCCCAAAGAGCGCAACUUACUUCAUGAAGCUGCUGCCUACUUUUGGCCCGCUCGUAAGGUCCCACGCUUUCACUCAGUCAAGCCAGGCAAGGCUUCUAACUCAAAGAGCGCAACUGUAAGAAAUUGCUGCCCACUUUUGACCUGCUUGAAAGGUCCCACCUUUUGACCCAGCUCAGGCCAGGGAAGCAUCUUAUCCGAAGCGCGCAACUUUAUGCGACUGCUGUCGUCUGCUUUUGACUUGCUUGAAGGGUCCCACCUUUUCACUCUGCUCUGGCCUCUUAUGCAAAGCGUGCGGCCUUCUGUGUUUCUUGUCUAUUUUUGACCUGCUUGAAAGGUCUCACCCUUUGACCCAGCUCAGGCCCCUUAUCCAAAGAGCGCAACUUUAUGAAGCUGCUGCCUACUUUCGAGCUGCUUGAAAGGUGUCACCCUUUGACUUAGCUCAGACCUGUUAUCCAAAAAGCGCAACAGACACUACGCCGCUGCUGUCUGCUUUUGAGCUGCUUGAAAGGUCUCACCCUUUGACGCCGCUCAGACUCCUUAUCCAAAAAGAACAACUCUACGAGACUGCUGGCUACUUUUGUUUUGACCUGCUUGAAAGGUCUCACCCUUUGAGCCAGCUCAGGCCUCUUAUCCAAAAAGCACAACUCUACGAAGUUGCAGUCUACUUUUGAGCUGCUUGAAAGGUCCCACCCUUUGAGCCCGCUCAGACUCCUUAUCUUAAACGCGCAACUUUAUGGGAUUGCUGUCCACUUUUGAAGUGCUUGAAAGGUCCCAGCCUUUGAGUCUGAGCCAGCUCAGACUUCAUACCCAAAAGGCGCAGCGUUAUGACGUUGCUGCCUCCUUUUGACCUGCUUGAGUGGCCCCAUCCUUUGAGCCAGCUCCAAGUCCCGCAUCCAAAGCGCGCAGCUUUGUGAAGUCGCUGCCUACUUUUGACCUGCUUGAAAGGUCUGACCCUUUGAGCCAGCUCAGGCGCCUUAUCCAAAAAGCAAGCAGAUGCCAACUCACUUGCUCAGCGUAUAGCUGCUGGAUGCUUGCCUCUGUUUGCAUUUCUUUGCUUGCAUGUGUGCCCUUAUUGUAGCACAUACGCAGACGCAGCGGAUUUUCUUCAUGAGAUGACUGGCCUCAGGCUGAGGCGCUUCGCUCUUCGUUUUUUGUCCAUGCAGCGCAGUCCCUGGCCUGUGCUGUUGGUUCAGGGUUUUGAGGUACUGCUGAAAGCCUUAGCAGGAGCAGAAUCGCGGGGGAGAUGUACUCAAAAGCGCGGCACUUUUUCGGCGCGAGAUGUAUACAUCUAGCCCGUACAUCUUUCCCAUGAUUUCCGUACAUCUCAAAAAAGUAGAACUCUGGAAACCUACUACGAAUCGCCCCGGUGUAAGUACAUCUCAAGAGUACUUCUUUCCCGUGAUUUACGUGCAAGAUAUAUAUCUCGAGAUAUAUAUCUCAGGCGUAUACAUCUCGCCCGUACAUCUUUGCCAUAAUUUGCGUACAUCUAAAGCUGUAAACUCACUCCUGUUUAGCAUUGAAAAUAAGUCUUGGCUUAUAAUAUAGAUAGUCAUAGUUUAAAUAUGACGCGGAUGUCACACAACUUCGCGAUGGCGUCAUCCCGAAGUAAAGAAGCAUCCUACUCCUAAUGCGUAGCUAUCUCAUUCUAAAAGUUUAGGAUCGUCGUACUAAUACUAUGCAAGUGUAUAUAUGUUGGAACAUCUGAACACAUCAAAGCACGCUAUGAAGCUCUUGAGAGCAAUUGGAGCCACUACCAUUGCAAUGAAACAGAAAGACAAGCAGAACGGACGCGCCGAAUGAUCGCUGACUGUCUAAGUAAGGCCCUGAAAUGGUACCAAAAUGGACUCAAUGCCAUUGGGGUACCAUGAGGGGCCAUAGUGCAGCUAAAGAUCUGGGAGAUCUUGCUCCUGCUGCUCAUUCAUGUGGGAACUCAUUGAGUUCAACUGAUGACCACGCGAGGAACUAACAAGAGUCCAAGACAAGGAACGGCGUCGAUGUCGAUCAUGAUCAAGCUGACGAGUGAGCGCAGUCAUUUGGCACUCAAAUCAGGUUCAUCCAUAGGAUCUAGCGCCGGCAAUGGCCAUUCAUUGACCAGCGCCCCUCCUCAGUCGCUAGAUGAGGAAAUGGCGGGGGUUACGAAUGGCCUGGCGUUACUGCUCCAACCCUGGGCCAUCACUAGUUGCUAAUAUAUAGCCUAUGACGCCACCAGUGGCCAAUGAUCUAACACCGCAAGACGAUAGAGUAGGCAAGCGCCGCCGGAGAGCCAGAGCUUGAACCAGUCUCGUCGUCUUCUUCUUCCGUGUCGCUAUCGUCUUCGUUCAACUUGGCUACGGCUAAUUGCUGGGCUCUCUAUGUGGUGUAGUAUUAGUCUUUGCUGGGUGGGUGGAUGAGCGUGGGGGCUUCGGUAGUCCAUCAGCCUUCAUAAGGUGAGUAGGGCAGAAAGCGACUUCCUCAGCUGCGUCUCUAGCCCUUAAAUAGCGGGGCGCGUAGUGUCUACUUUUGGGCUUCGUGUCGUCACUCUUUGCCGUCGAUGUUGCGGACUGGUUGACUGUCGACCCACAACGUGGCAUCGUCGAGGGGUGGCGAUAUACCAGACUGCGUCUCCACUAGUUUAGUCGGCAAGGGAUUGGAGAUGAAGUCUGCGAAGUCAUGCAGCUCGCUCAUGGCAAUAGUGUCCGGCGCGGCUAUAUGCUCUGACUCUGCGGCUGAAUAUGCACGCACGGUUUGGGUAUUGCGUUUCCAGCAGAUUGGAGAACCCCGGCAGUAGAUAGUCGAGCCACUGGCCGAGCGCGUGCGCUUUAUGCAGUUUGCAAGUCUUAUCCUGCACCUGAGGGCCAAUCGGUAUUAGGUAACUCCCUACCUUCUGGUAAGCGCUUCUUGUGAAUUUCGUUGAAUUCUUCUCAUUUUCUGGAGGGUAGAUAGUAGAGUCCUUGGCCUUUUGUCGUAGCUAGAUACUUCAAUACUUUGCUUUCUCCAGGCUUUUGCAAUUCUUUCAGUUACGGGCUUACUGACAUACCGCGCCAAUGUCGCCACGGGGGCGCAUAUGUCUGGCUUUGCGGUUGUCGAUAUCAAUCCAAAGCAGUGCGCCAACAGUCUCACGCAAUGGGAACCCGGCUGCUAGCUUAGGCCCCUCCUCAAGCAAUGCAGACUCGUCGAAAUUUGGAGACCGCGCCGGCCUGCCUAGUGUUAUUCUAUACUUCUUCAAAAUUUUCUCUAUGUGCACACUCGUCAGGAUUUUCACGGAUCGCGCUUCCCGACAAUAGUGCACAAUCGCACCAAGAAAGUCGAACUCUAGCCAUUCGAAACCGGAGUGGGUAUCGACUCGCUUUGCCAUCUCAAUAGUAUAGGUCGGCCGGGGGCGCGACUAAAUACCCGGCCGAGCUCGGGCCGUAGCUCUUCUCUUGCUAGUCAGGUCCCGUAGCUAAGUUAGCACCAACAUAGACUGGCGUCUUCGUGUACUUUCUUGGGUGCGUUUUGCUCUUUUUCCGCCACAAUCCUGGCGCAGAAGGAAACGGCUCCCGUCUGAGUUCGGGCAAUAGGUAACACGCAAUACUUCUUGGCCCAGGCUCGUGGGGCGUCCUUGAGCCCAUGCGGCGCUUUCUUAAGCUUGACGAUAUCCGCUCCAUGCUUCUCCGCCCACACUGGUGGAAGACGGCAGAAGCAAGACGCCGCGAUCGAGUUCAGCAUUAAGAGACGCCGAAUCAAGAUCAAAGGGGGCGACGAAAGCGGACUCCGUCGCCGCUGAGACUAGUAAGGGUCUAUUAGCAGCGUGUGACACUACAGGGGCGUAGGUGUCGAUAUUCUUUGAACGGUCAAGAUUCCCGAGCACACAGGCGCGAGCUUUGAAUGUUCCAUCAUGUUUUACCGUGGGAACGAUUGCCAUAGGCAUUACCUGAGAAGCGGCCCGCAGCUCCUCGCCAGUAGCUGGCGCCCAAGUCUCGAAGGCAAGUAGUCUAGCUUCCUCCUUGGUGAUAGCCGCUCGCCAUUUUUCGGCGUCAGGGCUUUGCAAGGCUUGGGAAACUGAAAGCGUGGCAUGUGCUUCGGGAAAGGCUUCCCCUUCUUCCAGCUCAUGCCCGCGCGCUAGCAUGGCAAAUUUAUUCAUGUCUUUUCUCAAUGCUUCAAGCUCGGACUUUGGUCCUUCUCUUGCGUUGUCUUGGAUUCUUAUCCCUGCCCCCUUUGGGUCUUCCUCGGCCUUUCUUCCCCUCCUCGGCUUUGCUUGGCUGAGGUGGUGGAGUGGGUAUCGGCCUUGGGUUAGACUUUGCUUCAGGAUUAGGGUCAGGUGGCACACGCUCCGAUGAGCUAUUCCCCUCCCCAACGUGUUCGUUGCGCGUCAGAGUUGGAAUCGUCGUCGGUCUUUGGAUCUCCUUCUCUGUCCAAAGAUUCACAGAAAAACUCACCCGCUUCGUUUUUGUCUGAUAUCAUUUCCAUGCCGGUUGGAUCGCCUGAGCUGUACGCCGUGCCAGAGAAGCGCGGCCGACAGGCCAUACGUUGCAGCGCAUGUCUGUGCAGGACGGGACCCAGCGACGGCGUGCCAGACUGCAGGCCUUCCAGUGGGUCGCAAUCGAUAUAAAUGCCCUCCGACGUAGGCAAUAGCCAGUCAAUGUUCUUCACUAGUAUCGACUCUCGAAGUUUCACAUCUAGCGUGGAAUACUCACUCCACUGGAAGCCAGCCGCUGUUCUCCCAUCAUUGUGUUGCGUGCCCAUUAGCCAACCAGCCGAAACUGGACAGAGAUUGAGGAACACACCACGCCGAUAAGGUGGCGCAGGCUUUGCCCCUUUCUUGUUGGUGGUGUCCACGACCUGCUCGCGAAAGUACACCAAGCAGCCGAAAAUCUUCUUAACAUACCUAGACCACUUGCCACCACUUUUCGAGGAUUUCUCCUCUAUCCUUUUUUCUAGUAUCUCGACAGGACUCCUGCCGUCAUGUUCUGGCAUUUUUGCACAGCGAUGCGGUAAGCGAUUCCAACAGUCUCUGGAAUACUGGAGGCAGUAACACCAAGAACGCCGGCCGACUUUGACCAACAUGGUACGCACAGCGCCGAACAUGGUCCGCGUGAAGCGUUCGCGCCAUCUCUGGGCUGUAAGGAACUCCUGGAAUUUCUGAAACCAGUAGCGACUGCAUGACUUUGGUCAUCUGGUCACUACUCAGGACGGGUUCGCUAUCUCUACGGAUGAGCCGCGCUACUUUGUCGCCGAGUGGCAAUGGGUAGUCUUGGUGAAUGUCUUUCGUCACUUCUUCAAUCACCUCGACGCAGUCUGACUUAAGGCAUAGAGGUCGAACGAAGCGCAUUUUAAUCGAAUCGCAAACAAUAAUUAAAGCGCAUCUCUUGCCUCUUAUGAAUACUGGCUGAAUACCGACUGCGAAAUCAGUUGCGACCGAGCGUUUUUAGCGGAGCGGGUAUCUAUAUGCCCAGCGGGCCUCGCUUUUGCGUGAGAGCGUCUGUGGCCUUUGGUCCGGUCACAUUUUGGAGGACAAGAUACCCUAAGACUAUCGGCGUGAAAGUGGCUAAAAAAAUCUACGACGUGUGUCUAGUCUUGAAGUUUGUGACUGAAGUCUAGCCCCUUCUACACUAAUACGCACUGCAUCCUCCUCAGUUUCGUCUUCUUCUUUGCUAAACAUGUCACAGCGACAGCCUAGAGUAGGCAGCUGCGUCUGGGGGCAAUUUGUUAUGGGUAGAGAGCGGCCGGGGCGGGUAUUGUACAACGCUCCGCCACUUUCUGUAAAGUUCAUUCGCCAGCCUUUCUCGUUGCAGUUUCUUGCUCCUAGCCAUGGCGUAAUGCGAUCUAUGGCUUUUGGUAGGUGUUAGCUCAAAGUGUGCGCCAUACUUUAGCCCUAAUCUAUUUUCUUUUAGUCUGCCCAAGUUCCCGCUUCGCUGUCCAGCGGUGCCGCUAAUAAAUGUGACAGGGCCGGUAGCUAAUCUCCUGGAAACAAAUCGGAGCGAUAGCGAUACGAUGGCGAGGCGAGUACUUAUUUGCACAGCUGUCAGCAAGUGGGUGCGGGACUGUUUUGCUAUUGUCUCUUUUAUUUGCACUAAGGUAACAGACGGAGCGACCAUCAAUCGCAUAGCUCUCACCCCAAAGCAGUUCACUUCUAUACUCGUUACUCUCUGAGCUUUCCUCAAAGUUCAGAGAACGUCUGCCAUUCUCGUGGCCGUGACCUUCUUCAAAUUCUUCUUUAUCAGCUUGGGUCUGUCCAUCUUGUUGCCCAUAUCCACUCCAUUGAUUCCUGAUUGGGUUCCUCUCAGCGUUGUGGCUGUUGUCCACCCCAUUGCUGUGGGCUAUUGUUGUCGAAUCCUUUUCCUCCACUUUGUUGCGGUGGAUGGCUGGCGCCCUUUGUUGCGGUGGAUGGCUGUCCUGGUGCCGCGGAGGCAUACUAUAGCGCUACCUUGCGGCCAGCAGUUGCGUGAAUUGUCGAAGAAGUUGCUGCCCAUGGCUUUACUAGGUUGGUAGCUUUGACUCGUCGGCUUUAGCCAGCAUUUAUGCGCCUUAUGUCCAUACUUGUGGCAAUAGUUGCACUGGGUGCCCUCGUUAGGAUUUGAGCCCUUGGCAACUUUACCUUUGCCAUUUCUUUUGUUCUUCGUGCUAGGGUUAGCGUCAUUCGAUUCUUUCCAAUUCCUUUCGCUCUUGAUUUCUUUGCGAAUCUUCUUGCGAAGUCGUUUGGUGUCGUUGUCUUCUUGAGAGCGGCAAACGCGUUAGCAUCGUGAUCGUCAUCGCCCUCAUCUUGACGCUUGCGCUUCUUGGUUUUGGUAUUGUUCUGGUUUUUAUCAUCGGAACCUUCGACAGCCGGAAAGGCUUUGCCGAGAGAUGGGCUCUGUCUCGAUCUUGUGCUGACUGGAGUCAAUUAAACUGCGAAGCCUUUUCGUGAGUCUUUCACCGAUUUGGACGAACGUUAGAGGGUCUUCUUCUUGCAUCCUCUCGAUUGUCUGUCGAAAUGCUUUGGGGAACAUUUUAGGCAGAGCGUCGAGGGCUGCUCCGCUUUGUUGGUCAGCAAUAGCCGCACCAACUUCCGGCGGGUAGACGGUCGGAGGUUGGUUCGUGACAUCUCUAACCUUCGCCAGGAAUGUUGGAGCGAGCGUGAACGCCUGGAGGAGCGUCGCGGUUCGUGAAGUGCAUUCCUUCCAAUGCUGGAGCCGGGUUUCGCUGCUCUGUGCGGUCAUUUUGACUGGAGCCAGGCCAGCGUCGCGGAGAUUCGUCACCACUUCGCCGGCGUUCAUUGCUGUGGUAUCUUGGUCCUCCGUAUGCGCCUCGGCUGCACCUUUGGGCGCCUUAAUGAUCACACUCGUCAAACCUCGCCAAUUCUGCUGAAGCAAGCUUGCGGCCGUUAUUGUUGGGCUGGUUCGGAACCCCUGCCGCGUUGCCGUUCAGCACGUUGCUGAGGUAUUGGACUAAGUCCAGGCGGUCUGCUUCUUGCGUUACCGCUCGAAGCCAGUCACGCCAGUCGGGUCCAUUUCUGCCCCAGUUUGGGUGAAAUCUCGCCAGGACUCACAUCGGGCAUUUUGUGGCGCAGUUAGUGCGGCUUUUCUCUACUUCUACAAUCAAUGGAGCAACUGACAACUUUUCUAGACUAUUUAAGCAAGGCCCAAGGGCUUGGGACAGUGUUGGAACAUGUGAACACAUCCAAGCACGCUAUGGAGCUCUUGAGAGCAAUUGGAGCUACUAUCGUUGCAAUGAAACAAAAAGACAACCAGAACGGACGCGCCGACUGGUCGCUGACUGUUUAAGGCGCUGGCUUGGUAUCGAAGUGGUUUCAAUGUCAUUGGGAUUUCAUGCAGGGUCGUAGUGCAGUUAAAGACCUGGGGGGUCUUGCUGCUCAUUCAUUUUGGAACUCAUUGAGUUCCACUGAUGAUCACGUGAGGAACUAACAAGAGUUCAAGACAAGGGACGGCGUUGAUCAUGAUCAGGGUCGUGAUGGCAGUCACUUGGCAUACAAAUCAGGUCCAUUCAGAGGGUCUAGGGCUGGCAAUGGCCAUUGGUCAACAAUAUACGCCGUGCGUGUGUUUGUUACUUGUGCUUGCGUCGUGUGGUGUCGUCGCUGUGAAGCUCCGUCCGCGUGUACUGUCGCCGAAACCUAACCCACUUGUUCUUGACUUCUUCUACAUAGUAUGGCCUUUUUCAUAUAGCUGCUCAUCAGGACGGCAAAUCGUCACUCGAUGGCGGGACGGCGGAAGCACUUGGCCGGUUGUACGCAAGUACGAUAAAACAGGAAUGGGGUUUGAAGACCAACAAAGAGGACGACUUCGAAACGUGGCACGCGCCCGGCGUGGACUUCCGUACGACAGAAAAUCCAAUCGAUUUCGCCGAUUGCUGUUACGAUUUUCUGUGACAUCCAUCUUUUUCAAUUUCUUUCCAGGAGGUUUUUUUACUAAGGAAGGUAUGCAGUACUAGCAGAAGUAGUUUUUUGACCUCCUCUAGGUUUUCAAUUUCAUUAUUGACGAAAGGUUAUGUUUAAUUAUGACUGAAUGUUAGACUCCGCCACCUUCUUUUACUAACUAGUUAUAAUAGAUAGCUAUGUCUUCGUUCUAAUGCGCGGUCGUCCGUAAUGCAAAAGUCGGACCAGAAAGCGAGCGACGAGCUCUCUUUACUGGGCCAAACACUAUAAACGGUUAUUAUGUGGUGGAGCAGGGUCAAGAGAAGCAAGUGCUCGUCGGCAGGCCAGUGUCUUUGUUUUUCGUGGCUGCGCCUAAUGGAGGUUCUUGGGGUGGCACUGCCCAUGGUUCUCAACGACGUACAUUCAGUAUGGACGAUGUUUUUCCCAUCUGGCCGAGCAUCGACAUCGAGGCUGCGCCUUUUCCUUUUCAAACUGUAUAAUCGAAAUAUUAGAGCAAGCGAGUAACAAAAAACUCAAUAACCGAGUAUCUGCAAUUGUUAUCUAAAUAGAUUUGUCGCUUAUUUCAGUUUAUCGAAUAGCUUCAGAGGAGUCUCGAUGUUGGUCUGCAAAGAUGGAAAAAAUAUCAUUCAUAUUCAGCAAGAAGUCUGGUGGUUGGAGCGACUACUACACCUGGAGGGGCGCAUCUGGCGUCUAUACGUACAAGUACGAAGACGGUGUCGAGGAGCUGCAGGAUGGCACUGGCUUUUUCUUCUUUCUCUCUGG
Molecule: messenger RNA, 11645 nt
Organism: Amoebophrya sp. A25
Lineage: Eukaryota; Dinophyceae; Syndiniales; Amoebophryaceae
Source: the annotation of a GenBank genome assembly